CUAAUCAAGAAUCAGGACUCAUAGUUAUCAUUCUUCUUCAAGCUAAAGAAGAGAAUAUAUAGCACAGUAUAUAAACAUGUCAAAUUGGCAACUUUCUUCAUCGUCAGAUGGUAAAAAUACUUAUAGUGAAUCCCAUGUCAUGCAGACUUGUAACUUGUUGAAUCAGUAUCUCAGUGGAAAGGCCAGCCUCAAAGAUCUGAAACUUGGAAUCAGUGGCAAAGGAGAAGCCACAGCAACCAAGGAUUUGUUGACCAACAUGGGAGAAUCAUCAACUACGACAACAGAACAACACCAGGAAUUAAUAGAUCCUGUUUCUAAAAGUGCCACAACAAAAUCAACUAUGACAACAGAAGUACAAGACCAGAAAUUAAUAGAUCUUGUUGCUGAAAGUGCCACAACAAAAUCAACUAUGACAACAGAAACAGAAGUACAAAAGCAGAAAUUAAUAGAUCUUGUUGCUGAAAGUGCCACAACAAAAUCAACUAAGAUAACAGAAGUAGAAUACCAGAAAUUAAUAAAUCUUGUUGCUGAAAGUGCCACAACAAAGUCCUCUAGAGAAAUGGAUGUGUCUAAGGCCAGCAGCAGCAAGGAGAUACUACCAAAUAAGGAUGAGGAAAAGCCAGCCCAACUGUCUAUAUUCUAUGGGGGUAAAGUGAUGGUUUUUGAUGAUUUCCCAGCAGACAAAGUCAGAGCAAUCAUUUUAUUAGCUAGCAAAGGAAUCCCUCACAACUCUUGUGCCAUUUUUCAGACCAGCACCAUCGACAAAACUGGUCCACUUAAGUUGGGCUCUGAUUUAAAACAGCAAGCAGAGACUUAUGGAGCUAACAGCUUUGAUUUACCUAUUGCAAGAAGAUCUUCACUUUAUAGGUUCCUUGAGAAGAGAAAAGAUAAGGACCCGGCUAGAGUGCCGUACCAAAUGCCCAAUCCGUUGCCAUCUUCUUCAAGGACCAGUGAAGGCCAUUUUGAUCUCAACUUCUAGUUAUAAUCAACUACACGUCUAGUAUACCGAUGAGUUAUAUGUAUCGAUAGGAUUGCCGAAAAAUUAAUUAGUAAGUAGUACCUAAGACUGAUGAUGAAAGCUUGAUAUAAAGAUUUAUC
This is a messenger RNA of Lycium ferocissimum, 1098 nucleotides long. RefSeq names its product protein TIFY 10A-like. The record is from RefSeq and is a predicted model, not a curated record. Gene Ontology annotation, biological process: regulation of defense response; response to wounding; regulation of jasmonic acid mediated signaling pathway. NCBI's taxonomy places the organism in Eukaryota, Viridiplantae, Streptophyta, Magnoliopsida, Solanales, Solanaceae. Bases 77 to 979 code for a protein of 300 amino acids. The transcript has 5 exons. Gene Ontology annotation, cellular component: nucleus.